GUAAUAUAAAAAGAAACAUGUUGGGUUUUUCUUCCACAUGCCCUGGAUUUUGUUCUUCAUCAUCACAACACAACCUCUUAUUCUCUCUCUCUCUCUCUGAAAACCCUAACCCUGGAUCUUCCUCUUUCUGCCUUGUGCUUCCUCCACAUGAUCAGGAAUUGAAGAGGUGGAAUGGAAGAAUUUGAUGAUGGGUAUGAGUCAUAUUUCUUACCCUCAACGAGGGUUCUUAACAGAAAAUUGUACCACCUUGGAUACUGUUUGAAUUGGUCAAAGUUUUAUGUAGGGUUUGUUAAGGAUCUUGUAGGUUUAAUAAAAUCUUGGAUCACAUCAUUAGGGAUGUUGAGAUCGGAAAGGUUUGAUCGCUCUCCCAAUGAUAUGAUUUCCAAUAUAGUGACAGUUUGAUCAUUGUGAAUAUUUAAUCUGUAUUUUAUUGAGUUUUAAAUUGAAUUUACUUGGGGGAGCAUGGACAACAUGUAUGAUGCCAAUCAGUUGGAUUCCGAAGUUCUUUUGCCGCCUCGGAAACGUCUUCUUGCUGGAUUGAAAAAACAGAAUUCAGAUAGUGAAGCUACUGCCUCUCCAUCUCCAGUUGCUGCUUCUUGUGUUACAGAUGUUGCUUCCCCUUCAUCCUCAUCUUUUUCAAGUGAAUUUGAAGCCCGACUUAAGCAUUUGUUGAGUUGUCACUCAAAUAACCCUAACCUGACGCCUGUGGAGGUUGUGGAGGCCUAAAAAACAGCUGCAAUUGCUGCAACUAAGGUUGCAGAGGCUGCUAGAGCUGCAGCUGAAGAAAAAGCUGCAAUAGCAGCGAAGGCGGUUGCAGCAGCCAAGAGUGCUUUAGAUUUGGUUGCGUCUUUCUCUGAGGACACAAUCAGCAAGGAAAGAAAUCUGAAAUAGAGCAAGUCAAAGAAGCAUCUCCCAGUUUAGCUGUUGUACAAAAAUAACAAACCAAUUGAAAAUACUAUGAAAGAUGAGGAAUUAGCUCGUAAACUACAUCGAGCCAUGAAUAGUUCUCCAAGAAUCUCUAAGAAUUCUCCGAGGUCGGGGUCAAAAGGUUGCAGAUCGAAGAAGCCUAGAAGCUCUUCAAGUUAUGAAACUGAGGGCUCUGUAUCUAGUAUGGAAGUUGGACAAGAUUGCUUAUCUUUGAACAACAGGCAUGUAAUUGCGGGCAAGAUUUAUUCUGAAGGAUCCAACCAGGAGGUAUGUUCGAGUAAGAAAGACAAGAAGGGAAUCAAAGAUGAUAGAUCUAGACGAAUAGAGAUAGAUAAUAGGGAAGCAGAGUUAAGCCAGUCAAAACAGAAAAACUGUGAAGAUUCGUCUCCCACAGGUAAGAAGAGAGGAAGGACAAAGCUAAAGAAAUUGCCCUUAAGCAUUUGCUCCUCGAAAGAUGCGCAGCCGAGGGAAGGAAUAAAAGCCAGAAUUUCUUCAUUGACUGAAAUGAACACUGGCAAUCAUCAUGUUGAUAGUAUACCUGUGUUUCCAGUGGAGCCAUCCACUAACCGAGUGAUGCCAACUGAGGCUACAUCAAUUCGUAAAUGCCAGGAGUUCAAGGCACCAGCUUGUAUCAAACAAAAUAAAGUGGUGCAGUAAUAAUCAGGGAUUUUGAUUGCGGCUGCGCUGCAGAACUGCGGGUUGAAAUGGCUGCAACUGUGGUCGCGUUGUCGUUGCUACAAAACCUGUUACAUUGCAGUUACAGACCGCAAUUUAGAACCCUGGUCAUAAUACAUUGAGAUGACUGUAUGCUAUAGUGAUAGAUGUUGAUAGCUGAGAUAGGAAUCAUGAUGCUUCUUUUUUUACAAUAUGGAAUUUAUCUUAUUUGUUCAUCUGUGGUUUUGUAAUGGAUUUGCACUGAUUAAUUGUAAAUUUAGAUUUUUAGUUGUU
Messenger RNA from Lotus japonicus, 1875 nucleotides. RefSeq lists its product as uncharacterized. The transcript has 2 exons. The record is from RefSeq and is a predicted model, not a curated record. NCBI's taxonomy places the organism in Eukaryota, Viridiplantae, Streptophyta, Magnoliopsida, Fabales, Fabaceae. The coding region runs from base 958 to 1584 and encodes 208 amino acids.